This is a messenger RNA of Manacus vitellinus (golden-collared manakin), 2734 nucleotides long. RefSeq names its product hyaluronan synthase 3 (gene HAS3). Gene Ontology annotation, biological process: extracellular matrix assembly; hyaluronan biosynthetic process. NCBI's taxonomy places the organism in Eukaryota, Metazoa, Chordata, Aves, Passeriformes, Pipridae. The transcript has 3 exons. The record is from RefSeq and is a predicted model, not a curated record. The coding region runs from base 1 to 1647 and encodes 548 amino acids. Gene Ontology annotation, molecular function: hyaluronan synthase activity.
AUGCCAGGGAGCCUCUCCACGGCCCUACGUGUCGUGGGGACCAGCCUCUUUGCCGUGGCGGUGCUGGGGGGAAUCCUGGCUGCCUACGUCACAGGGUACCAGUUCAUCCAUACAGAGAAGCACUACCUCUCCUUUGGGCUCUACGGGGCCAUCCUGGGGCUGCAUCUCUUCAUCCAGAGCCUCUUUGCCUUCCUGGAGCACCGGCGCAUGCGGGGUGAGGGGCAGCUGGUGCGGCCGGGGCGCUCUGUGGCCCUUUGCAUCGCUGCCUUCCAGGAGGAUCCCGACUACCUGACGAAGUGCCUGCGCUCUGUCAAACGCAUCGCCUUCCCCGACCUCAAAGUGGUGAUGGUGGUGGAUGGAAAUGGCCCUGAUGACACCUACAUGCUGGACAUCUUCCAUGACGUGAUGGGCUCCGAGCGCUCAGGCAGCUACAUCUGGAGGAGCAACUUCCACGCACAGGGCGAGGGAGAGACGGAGGCCGGGCUGCGGGAAGGGCUGGCCCAUGUCCAGGCGCUGGUGCGCAGCAACACCUACUCCUGCAUCCUCCAGAAGUGGGGCGGGAAGCGGGAGGUGAUGUACACGGCCUUCCGGGCGCUCGGAGACUCUGUGGACUACAUCCAGGUGUGUGACUCAGACACGGUGCUGGACCCCGCCUGCACUGCCGAAAUGCUCCGCAUCCUGGAGGCCGACCCCCGUGUUGGCGGCGUCGGUGGUGAUGUGCAGAUCCUGAACAAGUACGACUCGUGGCUCUCCUUCCUGAGCAGCGUGCGGUACUGGAUGGCCUUCAACGUGGAGCGUGCGUGCCAGUCGUACUUCGGGUGCGUGCAGUGCAUCAGUGGCCCCCUGGGCAUGUACCGCAAUGCCCUCCUGCAGCAGUUCCUCGAGGACUGGUACCACCAGACCUUCCUGGGCAGCAAGUGCAGUUUCGGGGAUGACCGGCACCUCACCAACCGUGUGCUCAGCCUGGGCUACCAGACCAAGUACACGGCUCGCUCCAAGUGCCUGACGGAGACACCCACGCGGUACCUGCGCUGGCUCAACCAGCAGACCCGCUGGAGCAAGUCCUACUUUCGUGAGUGGCUCUACAAUGCACUGUGGUUCCACAAGCAUCACCUCUGGAUGACCUAUGAGUCGGUGGUCACUGGGUUCUUCCCCUUCUUCCUCAUUGCCACUGUCAUCCAGCUCUUCUACCGCGGUCGCAUCUGGAACAUCCUCCUGUUCCUGCUGACGGUGCAGCUGGUGGGUGUCAUCAAGGCCACCUACGCCUGCUUCCUGCGUGGCAAUGCCGAGAUGAUCUUCAUGUCCCUCUACGCCCUCCUCUACAUGUCCAGCCUGCUGCCCGCCAAGAUCUUCGCCAUCGCCACCAUCAACAAGUCGGGCUGGGGCACCUCAGGGCGCCGCACCAUUGUGGUGAACUUUGUGGGGCUGCUGCCAGUGUCAGUGUGGGUGGCAGUGCUGCUGGGUGGGCUGGCCUACACUGCCUACAGCCAGGACCUCUUCAGCGAGACUGAGGUGGUCUUCCUUAUUUCAGGUGCCAUCCUCUAUGCCUGCUACUGGGUGGCCCUGCUCGCCCUCUACCUGGCCAUCAUCGCCCGCCGCUGUGGCAAGCGGGAGGAGCAGUGUGGGCUGGCCUUCACUGAGGUCUGACUGCAGGGUGCUGCCACAUGCUGGGGGGUUCCUGUGUGCCAGAGCAAUCAUCCCCAGUCCCCUCUUCCCCCAUCCUGGAGCUGGGAUGGUAGAAGUGCCAGGUGCUGGGGUGUCCCUGUGUGCCAGAGCAACCGCCCCAGAUCCCCUCUUCCCCCAUCCCAGAGCCACCAGGUGCUGGGCAGUGCCAGGAUAACUACCCCCAGUCCCCUUUCCCAUCCCAGAGCCAACGGGCAGCGCUGAGCGCUCCUACCCCUUGGCAUUUCUCAGCAAAUCUUGAAAUCUUGAUAAUUUUUUUAUUAAUAUGUUUAUUUUUUCCUUAUCAUUUCUCCAUCCCAAGCUGGCCGUGGAGAAGCCAAGCCAGGGCUGCCUAUCACCCACCUGGGUGCCGCUGGCCACAUCCCUGCUGUGCCCUAUGGAGCAUCCUGGUGCCGAGCGCUGCUGGCUGCGCUCCCCCCACCCCAAUCCAGAAUUUUCCACCUUUUGGUGCUUUUUAUAGGGAUUUCAGUCCCACCUCCACGGUGCUACAGCACUUCCCACCCCCAGGACACACCAUCUCCAUCUGGCAUGGUGCCAGCACUGCUGGAUUGUGCUGCCUUUGCUCCACUGCUGCGUGCAGGCACGUACCCACGGGGAGCCCCUCCAGCCCUUUUUGGGGGGGCCUGGCUGCUCCAGGAGGGCAGCAGGUCCCUUCAGCUUUGCCAAAGAGCCAAUGGGGGAAUCCUGGUGUGGAGAAACUGGGAAAAUGGGGGGAGCUGUGGGUUGUGUGGAGCAUUCCCCUCAAAGGGGCUGUGGUGGUGCUCUGGCAAUUCAUGGCCCCAUCAUUCCCACCCCACUGCCUUCUCAACAGUAGGAAGACACUGGGAUUUAGGCAAGGUGCUUCCCAACCUUUCCCCUCCCAAGGGUAUCAACCUCUGGGUCCUUUUUGUCAGGACUUGGAUGAAAACCCCUUUCUACGAUGGAGGUUUUAGCUGUUUUUUGUUUAACUUAAUACAAGGUUUUUUAGACUUUUGUAGCUCUUUGGUAUUGUCAUGGACGGUUUGUAAAUCUAUUUAUUUUUGAACCUGCCAGGGGGAUUCUUUUCAUAUUU